Molecule: messenger RNA, 876 nt
Organism: Adineta ricciae
Lineage: Eukaryota; Metazoa; Rotifera; Eurotatoria; Adinetida; Adinetidae
Source: the annotation of a GenBank genome assembly
AUGGCUAGUUCAGUACCAUCUUGGGCGCAAAAUGCGAUGGUUUACGGAUCGAAUGAUUCGUUUUUAAUACUCGACAUAUUUCCGAAAGAGGAAGCAGAUGAUCUUUUCUACGGUUUACAAAAGGAAGUUGAAUGGAAUACGAUGAGACAAAGAGGUAAACGUGUGCCGCGUGAUAUUUCCAUUCAAGGAACAAUAACUAUCGAAGAUGGAGAUGAGUACGAACCACUCUAUCGUCAUCCAGCGGACGAACAACCUGAACUUGUUCCCUGGACACCUACAGCACUAAAAAUCAAACAGAGAAUUGAGGAAGUCAUUAAUCAAAAACUUAAUCAUGCAUUAAUACAAUGCUACCAUAAUGGAAAAGAUAAUAUUGGUGAACAUUCCGAUAAAACGUUAGAUAUCCUGCUCGACUCGAACAUUGUAAAUUAUAGUUUAGGUGCGGCGCGUACAAUGACAUUAAUCCAUAAACGUCAACGGGGUCUUCGACAAGAUUUUAAACUACCACACAAUUCCCUAUUUGUUUUGGGUUGGCAAACCAAUCGUGAAUGGCAGCAUUGCAUUCGUCCUGAUAAACGUCCGAAUGAUGUCAAAGAUCCCGACGAACUUGCUUUCUACGGCGAACGAAUCUCGUUAACUUUGCGAAGCGUAGCAACGUUUCUAAAUCGUCGAACUAGUCGCAUUUAUGGUCAAGGUGCACGAUUUAAAACGCUCAAUGAACAUUUUGAAGAUGACGAAUACAAUGACGAUGAACUCGACAUGGUCCGUGCAUUUAGUUCAGAAAAUUAUCAAUCGUCCGAAUUCGAUUGGCAUGCAGCGUACGGUCAAGGCUUCAGUGCACUAAAUUUCAAAGUUUUGAAUUCAAAACAGAAAAGAUAG